AUGGUGUCGAGGCUGAGGGGUUUCUUUCAUUCGCUUCAUAGCCUCCACCGCCGACAGGUUGCAGUAUUCGCCUUCCAAAAGUCACAACAUCCACAGGAUACGAUAGCCGCCAUGAAGAACUACUCGUUGGUGUCCUUUCUUAUUAUAGCAACCUUUGGUAUCGGCCUGAUCCUUGGAGUCGAUGCAAACGGGAACAACACUGGAGUUCACAAAACUGAGGCUAUUGCAAAAAAUAGUCCGAUUAAAAGUAGUCCGAUUAGCAAGCCCGCGGCUUCUAUCGCAAAUGGCAAGGGCGUAGGUGCCCCUCCGGCCCCUCCUGCCACAGAAAGUAAUACCAAUGGAACUGCCUCCGCUGCGACUGCCACUGUAACCAACAACAAUAAUGGGACCGCCACUUCAGCACCAAUUGCUAACAACACCUUGGCUUCAAACGGAACUGCCACGAUCGAACAUCCCACCAAUGUGUCUGCCUCUUCAGGGACAAAUGUAAACAUUACGGUUACACCCGGAAAUUCUACAGAAGGAGUUACCACCAAUGUGAUCGACCCUUCAAAGCCAAAUGCUAACAACACCUUGGCUUCAAACGGAAAUGCAACGAGCGAACGUCCCACUAAUGUAACUGCCUCUUCGGGGUCAAAUGUUAACAAUACUAUGGUUACACCCGGAAAUUCUACAGGAGGAACUGCACCCAAUCCUUCCGAAAAUCCUGCAAGCGGAGGCACCACCAUUAAGACCACCUCUUCAGGACCAAAUGUUAACCAAACCACUUCCGGAAAUAAACCAAGCCAAGGUGGCAUUCCAGUGGCAGCGUGGGUUGGCAUCGGACUUCUAAUCGGGAUAGUCGUUAUAGUGGUUGUGUACCUUUCAUACCCAAAACUCGUGGAGUACAAGGAUAGAUGGUGCAACGGCAUGUAA
Molecule: messenger RNA, 915 nt
Organism: Drosophila bipectinata
Lineage: Eukaryota; Metazoa; Arthropoda; Insecta; Diptera; Drosophilidae
Source: RefSeq, a predicted model, not a curated record